Chaetomium globosum CBS 148.51 is the source of this 333-nucleotide messenger RNA. RefSeq lists its product as uncharacterized. The coding region runs from base 1 to 333 and encodes 110 amino acids. The record is from RefSeq and is a predicted model, not a curated record. Lineage: Eukaryota; Fungi; Ascomycota; Sordariomycetes; Sordariales; Chaetomiaceae. The transcript is spliced from 2 exons.
AUGGCUGCGGAAGCCAAAUCCAACGCCUCGGCCGAUGAUAUGGGCGGAGACUACUCGUGGGACGAAGAAUACGGAUCAGGGGCUGUUCUCGCCGCCGAACUCGGACUCGGGAAGCCCAAGCCGCUCAUGGCAAAACUGAACAACUACGGCGGUGGCCAGGCCGUCUUCGAGCCCGUGGCCAAGCCGGGCGAGCUGUACAUGUGGCAGUCCGAAGUCGGCGAAAUAGACCGCAUCGUCUCCCCCACCACCCUCGCCGAGGUCAAGGAUCUCAUCGCCACUGGCAAGAUCUCCACCAUCAAGCUGGAAAAAGUUCCGAGGCCGACGCCAGAAUAA